Messenger RNA from Cladocopium goreaui, 1728 nucleotides. NCBI's taxonomy places the organism in Eukaryota, Dinophyceae, Suessiales, Symbiodiniaceae. The record is from the annotation of a GenBank genome assembly.
AUGAACAUGGGCUUUCUGCAGAGUCGUGGCCAACCUCUACAGCAUGAUCAGCAAGAACAAAUUUCUUCGGAGGAGAACUGCGUCGGUGGUGAUCAGCAUGAGAAUGAGGAUCCUGAGUUGAGUGGUGAACAGCGUUUUUUGGCAGAGGGUAAUGACCCACCUCCACAGCAUGAUCAGCAGGAACGAGCCUCUUCUGAGGAGCCUGGCCUUGGUGAUGCUCAGCAUGCACUUUCUCAGUCGCCUGGGGAGCGUAGCAUUGGUGAUCAUCAAUGCGAAGAGCUUGAGUUGACUGAUGCAGAGCGACCUUCUGCAGAUGUUAGUGACCAAUCUCAACAGCAUGAUCAGCAGGAACAAGUCUCGCCUAAUGAGCGCGGCCUUGGUGAUGCUCAGCAUGAAGGUUCAGAAUUGCUUGAUGCUCCGCCAGGUAUGGGUGAUGCAGAUAAUCAAAAUGAUGCUGAGUUGACUGAUGAACAGGGACCUUCCAGCUCCAGCUCCUCACGGUCAUCGUCGGAAGUGGAAGCGGAAUCCGAAGAUGAAUGCCCCUUGCACGACCGUGUUGACAAUUACAGAAGUGCGGCCAAAGAUGAUCGCAGACAAGUCUACAUGUGGACCUAUGCCCGAGCACCAGAGAUGAGCCGAGAAGAUGUUGCAACCGUCAUUACGAAUGCCUAUGCUGCAGCAGGUGUGCAGAUUCUCCACUACCCGGUGUUUCGUGAGCAUCACCCGACCUCCCGGUCUGAGCUAGAGCGGCAGUUCCAUUUCCAUAUCAUCGUAGAGAGCGAUGAGAGACACCGAUGGCGAGCAAUUGCGCGGGUUCUUCGAAGCCAAGACCGCCCCAUGCACUGCUCGGCGGCCGGCUCCGGCCGUUCGGUCUACUGGGGUGCAUUUGCUUAUUGUUAUGUGCCCAGUGCCAAGAAGCCUCGGGAACACUUAGCGGAUGGUGGCGACGAUCGGUGGUUGAGCGUGGCCUAUGGGACGCAGGCGAAAAGACUGCAGGAACAGAUUGCUGCUGUUUGGGCUGUCGAAACCGCAGGCAGAAGAUUGGAGGACCGAGAUGCAUCUCAUUUUGACAUCCUUUCUCAAGGUCUGCGCCACACUUGCUCUUGCAACGGCCGCGCCAUUCCUGGAUGGAACUUUUUGCUGGAGCACAACGGCAUUGCCAUUGCGGACUACCGGGACUCCAUUGUGCGCUUGUUCCAGUCUGGUGGAGGAAAAGGAAUGAAUCAUUUCUACUAUGGUGCUCCUUCGUCUGGGAAAACCGCAUUGACGCGGCCAAUCCUAGCUCUUUUCAAGCAAUAUGUCAUGUUGAAGCCGCAAGUGGCAACAUCCUUCCCAUUGCACACCCUCAUCGGAAAGAAGGCCUUGGUUUGGAACGAUUUCCGGUUCCCACAUCCGCCACUGUCCUGGGGUGACCUCCUGAAUAUUUUGGAUUGCAAGCCAUUUCUGAUUGGCGUGCCCAAGGGAGGAGAAGGAGCCCAAGACUACAUGUGGAAUGUGAACCACAGUGAAAAUGUGAUCGUGUUCAUGACGUCGCAGCAUCCAAUCCAGGGACCGACCCAUUUGGACACAAUGGCCUGGGACAGCAGAUUUGGCUCCAUGCUUCAUUUUCCGCACACUUUACCCAAUCCAGACCCUGCUUUCAAGAAGAUUUUCAGUUGCACAAAAUGUUAUGCAUCGUGGAUCCUGCAGAGAGACCAAGAGGUGCGGGUGAGAAGUCGCAGCAGAUGA